This is a messenger RNA of Diversispora eburnea, 783 nucleotides long. Lineage: Eukaryota; Fungi; Glomeromycota; Glomeromycetes; Diversisporales; Diversisporaceae. The record is from the annotation of a GenBank genome assembly.
AUGACUACUACUACUUUUAAAAUUGCCUGUAUUCAAUUAAGUGUUACAUCUGAUAAACCUGAAAAUCUCAAAAGAGCAAAAAAUAAAAUAAUAGAAGCUUCCAAAAAUGGUGCAAAACUUAUUGUAUUGCCGGAAUGUUUCAAUUCACCUUAUGGAACACAAUAUUUUGAUCAAUAUGCUGAAUUUAUUCCUAAUGGAGAAAGUAUCAAGACUCUUUCUGAAGCAGCAAAAGAAACUAAAGCAUACAUUAUUGGUGGAUCAAUUCCAGAAAGAGAUGAAACAACCAAAAAAUUGUAUAAUACUUGCACUGUUUAUGAUCCUGAAGGAAAUUUAAUUGCAAAACAUCAUAAAGUUCAUUUAUUCGACAUUGACAUUCCUGGAAGGAUUACUUUUCAAGAGAGUAAAACUUUAGAUCCCGGGAAUUCUUUAACACAUUUUGAUACUGAAUAUGGCAAGAUUGGAAUUGGUAUAUGCUAUGAUAUUAGAUUUCCAGAGAUGGCUAUGAUUGCUGCUAGAAAAGGAUGUGUUGCAAUGAUUUAUCCUGGUGCUUUUAAUCUUAUCACUGGUCCAUUACAUUGGGAACCCAGGGAUAUGAAUGCAACUUAUAAUGCAUGGGGUCAUUCAACUGUGGUUGAUCCAAAUGGUCAAAUUGUUGCAACUACAGAUCACGAAGAAGAUAUUAUCUAUGCAGAAAUCGAUUUAAAUCGUUUCGAUCAUAUUCGUGAAUCGAUUCCUUUAAAUGAUCAAAGAAGAUUUGAUUUAUAUACCAAUGUGGCAAAAUAA